CCUCUCGCCGCAAUCUCACAAACAAUCAGGUCAGAUCAGGCACAUUUCCCAUCACCCUUCACUCUUCUAUCUGACUCACCAAAGGGUUCCUUUACCCUUGUCCUUCAUUUACCUCCUAAAUAUAUCGACUGCCGCACUACUGUUUACUAAAGAGUUCUCGGUCGCACAACCACGACAUCAAUUUCCUUUUCGCGACACCGAUUUUCUUCUUCUUUUUCGUUAGCACUCAAGCAGACUAUUUCACGGCGAGAAUUGACACCAUGGCGGAUCUUAACUCCUGGGAAGAUGACCCUGCCGCUCAGGACGACAAUUUGUCGAGACAGACUCAGCAGAUGAACCUGAACAACCAACCCCAAAACCCUGCCGCCGCAUCAUUCCGACCUGGUGCAACUUCCUUCCAACCCGGUGCCCAGACAUUCCAACCAGGCCAAGGCUACGGUGGUGGUUAUAUGCCAAAUUAUCAGCAAGGCUAUUAUGGAGGCCAGAACUACUAUCCCCAAUAUGGUGGAGCUCAGGGAGGUUUCCCUCAAUAUGGCCAAGGUCAAGGACAGGGACAGGGCCAGGGCCAGGGAUAUGGAAAUGUCUAUGGACAGGGCGGAUACAAUCAAGCUUAUAACCAACAGCAGCAGCAGCAACAAUACUAUCAGCAACAACCUCAAUCCCAACAGAAGCCCAAGCAACAACAACCCCAAACCGUGCCUACCAUUGCUAAGCGAGGCGACCAAACCGCGACACCCGCCGCUGCUCCUGCUGUCUCUACUGCGAAUGCGCCGAAGCCUGUUGCUAAACAAGAAGGAGGAACUAAAGUCUUAAGUAUAGGUGGUGAUCCUCCGAAGCCCAAGGCCGCUAAGGUCCUAUCAAUCGGUGUUCCGACACCCCCGAAAGACGAACCGAAGACCGAGAAGGAUGCAUCCGCAGAUGCUGGCUCGAAGAUGACAGCAUCAAAAGCCAUCGAAAAAACAGGCGAGUCCACCAAAUCGUCCAAGGCGUCGAGUGGCAAGACAUCGCCCACGCCAUCCUCUGGACGCUCGAGCCCUUCAAGAGCAAGCAAGAGCGCCGCGCGCGAUGCCGAUGCUGUUGCGAACGAACAGGCUGCCGAUGUCGACGAAGAUACAUUGAAGGAAAUUUAUGGUAAAGAACACAUGAACAUUAUCUUCAUUGGUCACGUCGAUGCUGGAAAAUCGACACUAGGUGGCUCGAUCCUAUACGUUACCGGCAUGGUUGACCAGCGUACAAUGGAUAAGUACAAGAGAGAAGCCAAGGACCUGGGCCGAGAGACAUGGUAUCUAUCGUGGGCUCUUGAUUUAACGAAUGAGGAACGGUCUAAGGGUAAAACCGUCGAAGUAGGAAGAGGAUUCUUCGAGACCGACAAGCGACGAUAUAGCAUUCUGGAUGCUCCCGGCCACAAGACAUACGUCCCAAGUAUGAUUGGAGGUGCUUCCCAGGCAGAUGUUGGUAUUCUGGUUAUCAGUGCGCGCAAAGGAGAGUAUGAGACCGGAUUCGAGAAAGGUGGACAGACCCGUGAACAUGCCAUGCUUGCCAAAACGCAAGGUGUCAACAAACUUGUUGUGGCUAUCAACAAGAUGGAUGACCCUACGGUCAACUGGUCGGAAGCCCGGUACAAGGAAUGCACAACGAAACUCGCGCAGUUCCUUAAGGGCACUGGGUAUAACCUGAAAACCGAUGUCUUUUUCAUGCCCAUCGCUGCUCAACAGACGAUGGGUAUCAAGGAUCGUAUCCCAGCGGGCGUAUGCCCCUGGUAUGACGGACCUUCUCUGCUCGAAUACCUCGAUAACAUGCAGGCUCUCGAGCGAAAGGUCAACGCGCCGUUCAUGAUGGCUAUCAGCGGAAAGUACCGAGAUAUGGGCACGAUGGUUGAAGGCAAGAUCGAAGCAGGCGUUUGCAAGAAAGGCAUGACAUUGAUUAUGAUGCCGAAUAAGGAGAAAGUUGACAUUGCGGCCCUCUAUGGCGAGACCGAAGACGAGAUCCAGGUUGCCCAAUGUGGUGACCAGGUCCGAAUACGACUCCGAGGUAUCGAAGAAGAUGAUAUCUCCGCCGGAUUUGUUCUCUGCUCCCCGAAACGUCUGGUUCAUAACGUCGCAGCUUUCGAGGCACAGAUCAGGAUCCUCGAACUGAAGAGCAUCCUCACUGCCGGCUUUAACUGCGUUUUGCACGUUCACUCCGCCGUUGAGGAGGUAACCUUCGCCGCGUUACUACACAAGUUGCAGAAAGGAACCGGCAGGAAGAGCAAGGCGCCACCAACGCAUGCGAAGAAGGGAGAUAGUAUCAUUGCUAAAAUGCAAAUUACAGGCGGCGCUGGUUCCGUCUGUAUCGAAAAAUUCGAAGACUAUCCUCAAAUGGGUCGUUUCACCUUAAGAGACCAGGGUCAAACAAUCGCCAUUGGCAAGAUCACGAAGCUUCUCACCGAAGAGUCUGGUUAAGGAAAACUGAGAACUACUAUUGAUGAAGCCAAGAGAGCAUCAAUAGCCGAUACGUUGCCUACUUCCCCUGAGAAAGGGAAAUGAGCUACAUUGGCGAAGUAGUAGCAAGUCGCUCAACUGCGAUGCUACUACUGAUGGAUGAUGCCACUUCUCCAUAGGCGAGAAUGUAGAAAUGCUAGCAGGGACAAGGAAUGGCAAAGAUAGACUUGACCAUCUCCAAUAAAAAGCCAUUCUUUCUCCUAAAUCAGAUGCUACUUUAUUAGCUCUCAAAUCAAAUGCGCCAAGUAAUCUUUUCUAGCACCCGUAAUCAGGCGUAUAAUGCAAACUCAGUCAAG
Molecule: messenger RNA, 2776 nt
Organism: Annulohypoxylon maeteangense
Lineage: Eukaryota; Fungi; Ascomycota; Sordariomycetes; Xylariales; Hypoxylaceae
Exons: 3
Coding region: 261-2441 (726 amino acids)
Biological process (GO): translation; nuclear-transcribed mRNA catabolic process, deadenylation-dependent decay; translational termination
Cellular component (GO): translation release factor complex
Molecular function (GO): translation release factor activity; GTPase activity; GTP binding
Source: RefSeq, a predicted model, not a curated record